Rhopilema esculentum is the source of this 1306-nucleotide messenger RNA. RefSeq names its product stomatin. Gene Ontology annotation, cellular component: plasma membrane. The record is from RefSeq and is a predicted model, not a curated record. Lineage: Eukaryota; Metazoa; Cnidaria; Scyphozoa; Rhizostomeae; Rhizostomatidae.
AGGUGUAUUGAGCUGAGAGGACACCUCACCCAUUUCUGACAUCACUGUCGUACACCUGCACGUUCCGCUGCAUAUUCUAUUCAUCUUACUGGGAGAAACACUUCACUUCCGCAUUUAUGAAGUGAAACCAAUAAUAGAUAUGGAGGUCCCAACUGACGAACGAAGCAGUGGUUAUCUUCGGCUUGACGAAAAUGCCAAUCUUGGAAUAUGUGGAUGGUUUUUAACAGGAAUAUCAGUCCUAAUAACAAUCUGUACAUUCCCAUUUUCUCUCAUGUUCUGUCUCAAGAUUGUUCAAGAAUAUGAAAGAGCUGUCAUUUUCAGGGUUGGAAGGCUUAGACCAGGAGGUGCCAAAGGCCCAGGUAUCUUCUUUAUUCUGCCAUGUGUGGACAAUUAUAUCAAAGUGGAUUUGAGAACAGUUUCAUUUGAUGUGCCACCACAGGAGAUUCUUUCGAAAGACAGCGUAACGAUUGCAGUUGAUGCCGUCGUUUACUUCAAAAUCUCAAACCCAAUUUCAUCGGUUAUUAAUGUUGAAGAUGCUACACGUUCCACCAAGCUGUUGGCACAAACAACUCUGAGAAACGUUCUUGGGACAAAGAGCUUGAGUGAAAUCUUAAUGGAGAGGGAACAAAUCAGCCAGUCAAUUCAGAUAACGUUGGAUGAAGCAACAGAUCCUUGGGGAGUCAAGGUGGAACGUGUUGAAGUGAAAGACGUCCGUCUGCCGCAGCAACUGCAACGUGCUAUGGCUGCCGAAGCAGAGGCAUCGCGUGAAGCCCGUGCCAAGGUAAUUGCUGCUCAAGGAGAGAUGAAUGCUGCUCGCGCCUUGAAAGAGGCUUCCGAAGUAAUUAGCGAGUCACCAGGAGCAUUGCAGCUUCGCUACCUACAGACGCUUCAGGCCAUAUCGGCAGAGAAGAAUUCAACCAUCAUCUUCCCUUUGCCUAUCGAUAUGAUCCAAAAAGUUGCAAAUAAACUAUAACCUGUUCUUAAAACACUUAAAAUCGAUGGGGAACACUUCUUUACAGAACCAUAUACGCGUCUUUGAUUGUUUUGCAUGUUAAAAUCUAAACGAGCUGGAUGUAUAGCUUGAUUUUAAAAUAAUAGCAUUACCACGAGCAAGAGUUGUCUACCUAGAAACAAUGGCAUAUAUUAUUUAUGGUGGAAAGCCGCAGUUUGACAGCUCUCAAGCUCAUUGAAGGAUUUUUUGAUUUGAAGUAAUUUUUUUGCUGAAAUAUCAGCUUUAACACGUCAUUGAUUAGCUUAUGUUUCGCAUUUAUUGUCAAUUCGUCGAUGAUCUAUUUACCCAAUACCA